Molecule: messenger RNA, 1971 nt
Organism: Rhizoctonia solani
Lineage: Eukaryota; Fungi; Basidiomycota; Agaricomycetes; Cantharellales; Ceratobasidiaceae
Product: Retrotransposable element Tf2 protein
Exons: 1
Coding region: 1-1971 (656 amino acids)
Biological process (GO): DNA integration
Molecular function (GO): nucleic acid binding
Source: RefSeq, a predicted model, not a curated record
AUGGCAUCCCCCAUAUUAUUUGUCAAAAAGAAAAAUGGGAAACUACAUAUGUGUGUGGAUUAUUGGCGUCUGAAUAGUAUGAUCAAAAAGAACGUCUACCCCCUGCCAUUACCACAAAACCUCAUUGAGAAACUACAAGGUGCUAAGAUCUUCAGCAAAUUUGAUCUUAAAGCAGGUUACAACUUAGUCCAAAUCAAAGAAGGCAACAAAUGGAAAACAGCCUUCAAGACAAAAUACGGGCUAUUUGAGUACUUGGUUAUGCCUUUUGGCUUGACAAACGCGCCGGCAGCUUUUCAAGAUAUGAUGAAUGAGAUAUUCAGAGACCUUUUGGAUGUGUACGUCAUCAUAUAUCUGGACAAUAUCGUAGUCUUCUCCCUGAACAAAAAAGAUCACAAAGCUCAUGUGCGGGAGGUACUCAAGAGGCUACAGGACAAUGACCUCUUUUGCAAUAUCAAAAAAUGCCACUUCCAUGUCAAAAAGAUUGAUUACCUAGGGUUCAUCAUAUCUGAAUUUGGCAUAGAGGUCAACCAAUCUAAAGUCACUGAUGCAAUGAAUUGGUCUGUUCCAAAGAAUGUCAAAAACAUCCAAGAAUUCCUAGGAUUUGUAAAUUUUUACAGGCAAUUUAUUCCUAAUUUUGGCAAUAUGGCACAACCCUUGUACAAUCUGCUCAAAAAAGAUAGCCUUUGGAAAUGGGAGUCAGCGGAACAACAGUCUUUUGAAGGCCUAAAGAGAUGUCUUACAUCAGCACCAUUACUGUUACAGCCAGACACAACAAAACAAUUCUAUGUAGAAUGCAAUGCAUCAGACUACACCACUGGAGCUAUAUUAUCCCAGUGCAACUCUGAAGGAAAAUUGGCCCCAGUAGCCUACCUAUCCAAGUCCUUGUCCCCAGCUGAGAAAAAUUACAACAUCUUUGACAAGGAACUGUUAGCAGUCAUUAGGGCAUUCAAAGAAUGGUGUCAUUUGCUGGAAGGAUCUGAAUUGCCAGUCCAAGUUCUAACAGAUCAUAAGAACUUGGAGUAUUUUUCCACAUCUCAAUCCCUGAAUAAACGUCAAAUCAGAUGGGCCAACUUCUUAGUUGACUACAAUUUCCAAAUUAUCUACAGACCUGGAGCACAAAAUAAGAAGGCAGAUAUCCUCUCACAACGCUAUGAUUUAGUACCCCUUGAAGGGGGGGUAGAGAACCAGGUUCUCCUGAAACCGGAACUUUUUAUUUCAUCUAUUACCCCAGAUCAGGAAAUCAAUGACCUAAUUGGUGAGGCAAUUUACAAGGAUAACCGGCUUAAGGAAAUUUUGGAUAAACUUCAGAACAAGGAAAAGGUCACAGAUUGGGAACUGAAGGAAGGUUUACUAUGGUUUCAAAAGAAGAUAUUCAUACCAAAAAAUGAAACCAUUAGGAACCUCAUUCUAGAAUCUAGGCAUGACAUGUUAGCCGCAGGACAUCCAGGACAAGCUAGAACAUUGGAACUGGUUUCUAGAAAUUACUAUUGGCCUUCCCUAAAAAGGUUUGUCAAUUCCUAUGUCAGCCAUUGUGAAACCUGUAUCCAAGCAAAACCAACAAACCAAGUACCUGUAGGCCUGUUAAAACCAUUGCAAAUUCCGGAACGUCCAUGGGAAGACAUUGCCUAUGACAUGAUUGUGGGACUACCAGUUUCAGAAGGAUUCAAUGCCAUCCUCACCAUUAUUGAUCAAUUUUCAAAAAUGGUAUAUUUCAUCCCCACACAGUCCACUUCAUCUGCCAUCAACAUUGCAAAUUUAUUUGUUACAUAUGUAUGGAAACUCCAUGGCCUGCCCAGAAGCACCAUAUUGGACAGAGGGCCUACUUUCAAUGCCAAGUUUAUUUGCCAUCUGUAUAAAAGACUAGAUAUCAAACCAGUGUACUCUACAGCCUACCAUCCCCAAACGGAUGGACAAACAGAACAAAUAAAACAGGAAGCCAAAAUCUUCAUCCACAUGUUUGGGAAUCAUUGA